Molecule: messenger RNA, 669 nt
Organism: Cryptococcus wingfieldii CBS 7118
Lineage: Eukaryota; Fungi; Basidiomycota; Tremellomycetes; Tremellales; Cryptococcaceae
Exons: 1
Coding region: 1-669 (222 amino acids)
Source: RefSeq, a predicted model, not a curated record
AUGCUCCCCUCCCUCAGAGCAGCCCGCCCCCUCUCCGCCCUCGCCCUCCCCCACCCAGACCUCGCAGCCGCCAACGGCCACACCCGCUUCGCCCUCAGAGCAUUCGAGGCCAUCCCCUCCCUCGCCCACGCCUAUGCCAUCCUUCGCGCAGCCGAAAACAAGCUCGGCGCAAAGGCUCUCCAUGUGAGAAUACCAAAAUCAAUGGACUCGCUCAAGCUCGGGCCGAGCAUCUAUAUCGAGACCCUGCGUCCGGUAAAGCUCGAGAAGCAGCUGCUACUCGAGAUCCCCUCACCCAUCCUCUCUCCCGAAUCCAAUUUUCUGGGGGGGCUCUGUCUGGAAGAUGUCGCAAAGUCUCUGGAUUCAGAUCCUGUCAUUUCUACCUCUGUGCAGAGAUCACCGAGUAACGGGCGGAAAGACAGGCCUCUGCAGUUCAAGAUUGAGGCUGCCCAACCCCCUUCGCGCAACCCUUCCAAAGCGCGGCGGUCGGUUGAGUUUAGGAGCAAGCAGGGGGGAAAGGAAGGGGCAGAGAUAGUGCAAGCGCUCAAGGCGUUUGAAGGAGGCUUCUAUGGCGGAUUUGAAGGGGUUGCAGACAAGUUUGAAGCUAUGGUGGCAGCACAUACCAAGCCUCGACAAGGGAACGGCGAGACGGCAUCGGGGGACAAGGCGUAA